Molecule: messenger RNA, 807 nt
Organism: Photinus pyralis (common eastern firefly)
Lineage: Eukaryota; Metazoa; Arthropoda; Insecta; Coleoptera; Lampyridae
Exons: 4
Coding region: 283-807 (174 amino acids)
Molecular function (GO): DNA binding
Source: RefSeq, a predicted model, not a curated record
GCAAGGGAUUAUGGCAUGAGUGAAUGUUUAACGCAUGAGCGAAGCGAAUGCGGUAAUAUCACGAAUGUCAUAAUCCCUUGCAUUAUAAACAAAUUUCAUACGCUAUUUUAUCGCCGACUAGAACUUUUCAAAAAUAAAAAUUCUGAUCGAUAAACUUAAAUCGGAAAUACCUAAAUCUAAAAUUACAUCAAAGCGGUUUUAAACAUUACCAUGGUUUUUGAUAGCUCACUUUUGUUAAUAAAUAAAUAAAGCGGCGCCAUUUGCACAAAACACGCACAAAACAUGAAUUUUGCGGAAGAUUUGAGUUUGUGUGAUGCAAUUUUAAAGAAAGCGGAAGAAGCGGAAUCCAGUUUGUGUCCAAAGAAAUCAGAAGACUUUUACAAAAAGGAAUUUGAAAAAUUUUGUCACUGGAUGCGGAACAAUAAUGCCGAAAUUGUGACAGAGAAGGUUUUGCUGGCGUAUUUUCUGGAUCAGUCAAAAAAUUACAAGUCCUCGUCAUUGUGGUGCAUGUACUCCAAGCUGAAAUGUAUGUUACGAAUAAAAAAUGACAUUGACAUUAGCCAGUUUUCUAAACUUUCUGCUUUUUUAAAAAAGUGUUCAGUUGGGUAUUCAGCAGAAAAAUCUUUGGUGUUCUCAAAGAAUCAGUUAAUAAAUUUUUUGACCUCGGCUUGUGACGAACAAUAUCUCCUUAUGAAGGUUGUUGCAAUAUUUGGAUUAUUUGGUGCUUGCAGAAGGAUAGAGUUUUACAAUUUACGUGUAAGCGAUGUCCAAGAAGAGGGUGCAGUUUUUGUGCAUGAAUUACACUGA